Messenger RNA from Esox lucius (northern pike), 2956 nucleotides. It is a transcript of the gene ptx3a, whose product is annotated as pentraxin 3, long a. The record is from RefSeq and is a predicted model, not a curated record. Gene Ontology annotation, biological process: innate immune response. Gene Ontology annotation, molecular function: complement component C1q complex binding. The coding region runs from base 408 to 1775 and encodes 455 amino acids. Lineage: Eukaryota; Metazoa; Chordata; Actinopteri; Esociformes; Esocidae. The transcript has 4 exons.
GGCAGGCUGGACAGCGUGCGUGCAUGUGUGUGCGUGCGCUUUGAGGCUGGGCUGGAGCUAGGCUGGGGCAGGGGCAUGUACUGGGCUGUGCAGAACUAGGGGUAGGAUCUGUGUGUGUUUAUAUAGCCCAGUCAGACCCUCUAUGUGGCCCAUUCCCUCUCAGCCGGAGAACACGACGCUACCAGGCCAGCUGCCAAAGGAUUGCUCAGCAUUUAACAAGACGUACAGGGGAAGCAAAGGAGAUAGAGAAGAGAGGAAACAAAUCAGACAUACACCGAUUUAUCAUUCUCCACAUACACACUGGGAGAAAGGCACACACUCUCCGACACACACACAGGUAGGCUGAUUUGGACACGCGCAGACAGACUUACUGAGUCGGACAGACGGACGGACGGACAGCAAGCAGCAUGUUUCUGUGGCGGCUCCCUCAGGCGGUGUGUCUGGUGUGGUUGUGUGUUUCGCUGACUGUUGGCUACGAGGACAACAUCGAGGUGAGCUUCAGUGACACUUACUACAACGAGAUCACAGAGGGAGAACCAGUGGAGCCCACCGCCACCCCAGCCCCCUGUAAGACUUCGGACCUGACUAAGUGGGACAAGCUCUUCUCCAUGCUGGAGAACUCUCAGAUGAGGGAGAACAUGCUUCUGCAGUACUCAGAUGACAUCAUCAAGGUGGAGUUGGGGUCACUGCGUGGCGAGAUGCUAAGGUUCGUGGCUCAGUACGGCGGGGCCUGUGGCGUUGCGGUGGAGAGUGCUGGCCGGAGGAUGUCCUUGCAAAUGGAGGCUCGAUUACGGGAGAGCAUGGAGCAUCUCAGGCAAGAACGGAGCAUCGCGGUUGGGAACACUGCCGGCAAUUCUGUCAAUAGCCAUCAGGAGACGCUGUUACAGCAGCUCCUAGCUGCGUCGCGGACACAGGCUUCACGACUGAUGAAACUGGAAAACAGCUGCUUGACUAAUCCUAGACCGAUAACACCAACAGAGGCUAACAGCAGAGACCUGCAGCAAGUAGUGGCAUUGACAGAGAUGCUUGAUGCCGUGGUGACAGAGCUUGGGAAAACAAGGGCAGUGCUGGAGGAGGCAUUGAAGUCGGCACAUAUACGACAUCUGCCCGCAGGCUGCGAGACCGCAAUUCUCUUCCCAAUGCGCUCCCGUCGCAUCUUCUCCUCUGUGACCCCAGACCUCCCUCUCACACUCUCUUCAUUCACUGUGUGCCUAUGGACCAAGCCUGUCUCUGUGGCAAACAGAACUGUUCUGUUCUCUUACGGAACAAAGCGGAAUCCCUACGAGAUCCAGCUCCUGUUCAGCGGGACCGCGGCUCUCUUCACCGUCGGAGGAGAGGCUCACCUUGUGGAAGCACGUGGCGUUGUGAAGGGAGGAAGCUGGACCCACCUGUGUGGUGCUUGGAGUUCUGAGCAGGGCAUUGCGUCAUUAUGGGCCAAUGGACAAAGAAAGGCUUCCACACCCGGUGUGGCCGAAGGUCACGUUUUACCCAGCGGAGGUACACUCCAGCUGGGACAGGAGAAGAUCGGCAAUGUGGUUGUUCAUGGUUCACAUGCCAGUGGGAGUCAGGUGUCAGGGUUCGAGGGAGGCUUUGACGCAAAUUUGGCUUUCGCUGGGAAAAUGACAGGGGUGAACAUGUGGGACCGUGUGCUGACAGGAGAGGAGAUAUCCCAGCUGGCUUUGCAGGAUGGCGAUGGGUGUGAGCAGAGGGGAAACGUAGUUGGUUGGGGCCUGACAGAGAUUGUGCCUCACGGGGGCGCCCAGUUUAUCAAUUAGCUCUGGCAAUGUCUUCAUAUUCAUCAUCGCGUCAACAUUUUAAAUAAAUGAACUUAUCAUCCUCCUCAUUGAAAUUAACUAUCCUUUCCAUCAUUUAAAUUAACAUGAUAAUUGUCAUUACCAUCAUAGACUGACUAUGCUUCUCUGUGACCUGCAGUGCAGAUUUGGCAAUGGUCUUAGACUGCAACAACAUCAACAUACACAACCAUUUCUUGUAGCGGUUAAAGAGACUGAUGAUUGAAGAGGGCACCCUGUUUGAGGAGUGUUUUGCAUUUAGAGAUGCAGGAGAAUCUUAACACACACAUUGAGAAAGGAGUUAGUUCAUCACAUUAACAGCAGUUACAAGUGGAGAAAAAAAGCUUUUACCAAAGAUUUCAAAUUUUUUUUAAGGAAGAACAGAUGAGAGACAAAGAGCCCACUGUGUUGAAAGCGGGUAUAUUGGGUGAAUUGUCACAACGCCAGUCUUCAAGGGGAAUCCCUAGAUGGCAAUGAAUCACAGGAUAAAAUUGGCUCUCUUUUGGGAUUAUAUGUCAUCGAAAGUAUUGUGCAAGUACAUUAGCUGUUGGUUAUUAAUCAAGUGUUAUGUCUAUGGAUGAGUUAAGGGCAGUGGUUGAGCUUAGAGUUGCAUUGUGUGUGAUUUUUCGUCUUCUGUGUCAUGAGAAUGUAACCACCUGAUAACUGCCCUACAAGGUUUUAGACAAUUAUCUUAUAUUUUAUUUUCCCCAAAAGUUUUAAAUUCAGAUGUGACAAAUAUAUAUUUUUAGUUUUGUGUUGUGUUGUGUUUUGCUUUAUCUUGUUUUCCAUAUAUCAAGAGGGAUUUAAUGUGUUAGUUUGUCUUUGAAAUGGAGGCCAAUGGAUAGCACAUAAAGAUGACUUAUUACCUGUUUGUUUGGCGUGUCUCUUAAGACAAAUGCUUGAUUGAGGACUGUGGACAAUGUUUACAGAAUCUUUUAGGACUGUCUCUGCUCUUUGUUAAUGUAGGCAAUGUGUAUCAUAUUGUAAAUCUUUCUUUUUUUAAGAACUAAAAUGAAUGUAUUUUGUAUAUAAUUAUUAUUUUGUUUCAUACUGUAUGACUCAAAUUGGAAAAUAAGCUUUGAAUAAAACAUUGUUUUUGUUUUUUCUGGAAAAAAGAAAAACUAAUCCUCCCUACAUUGUGAAAUGGUUCAAUAAAAAAAAACAAU